Messenger RNA from Conger conger (European conger), 1029 nucleotides. It is a transcript of the gene pou4f4, whose product is annotated as POU class 4 homeobox 4. The record is from RefSeq and is a predicted model, not a curated record. Gene Ontology annotation, molecular function: DNA-binding transcription factor activity, RNA polymerase II-specific; RNA polymerase II cis-regulatory region sequence-specific DNA binding. The coding region runs from base 1 to 1029 and encodes 342 amino acids. Gene Ontology annotation, biological process: regulation of transcription by RNA polymerase II. The transcript is spliced from 2 exons. NCBI's taxonomy places the organism in Eukaryota, Metazoa, Chordata, Actinopteri, Anguilliformes, Congridae.
AUGAUGUCCAUGAAUAGCAAGCAACCUUUCAGCAUGCACCCGAUUCUGCACGAGCCGAAGUACACGCCGCUCCACUCCACCGAGGCGAUCCGGAGAGCGUGCCUGCCGACACCGUCGCUACAAGGGAACAUCUUCGCCGGCUUCGAUGAGACUUUACUGCAGAGGGCGGAAGCGCUGGCGGCGGUAGACAUCCAUCAGAAGAGCCACCCUUUCAAACCAGACGCCACAUACCACACCAUGACCACAAUGACGAGCAUGACCUGUACCCCCACGUCUUCGUCGGCGCACCUCCAUCACCCCUCCGUGCUCACCUCGCAUCACCACCAUCAUCACCACCAGCCGUCGCAGGGCCUGGAGGGCGACUUGCUGGAUCAUCUCACGCCCGGUUUGUCUCUGGCGGGCAUGCCCGGGUCGGACGUGUGCCCGACGGCCGCGCACCCGCACUCCCACAUGUCCGCCAUCAACCACAUGCAGCAUCACCAUCCACAGACCAUGAACAUGCACCCGCACGCCCUGGGCUCGCACACGUCGCUGGGCGGCAUCGGGGAUUCCGAGCCCGACCCGCGAGAGCUCGAGUCCUUCGCGGAGCGCUUCAAGCAGCGGCGAAUUAAACUGGGCGUCACGCAGGCGGACGUUGGGUCGGCUUUGGCGAAUCUAAAAAUCCCUGGAGUCGGCUGCCUCAGCCAGAGCACGAUUUGCCGGUUCGAAUCCCUCACCCUGUCGCACAACAACAUGGUGGCCCUCAAGCCUAUCCUGGAGGCGUGGCUGGAGGAGGCCGAGAGGGCUCAGCGGGAGAAGAUGACCAAGCCGGAGAUUUUUAACGGCGGCGACAAAAAGAGGAAACGCACCUCCAUCGCCGCGCCGGAGAAGCGGUCCCUGGAAGCGUACUUCGCCGUGCAGCCCCGGCCCUCCUCGGAGAAAAUUGCCGCGAUCGCCGAGAAGCUGGACCUGAAAAAGAACGUCGUGCGCGUGUGGUUUUGCAACCAGAGGCAAAAGCAGAAAAGAAUGAAGUUCUCGGCCACACAUUAG